Messenger RNA from Fusarium oxysporum Fo47, 2528 nucleotides. RefSeq lists its product as uncharacterized. Bases 77 to 2419 code for a protein of 780 amino acids. The transcript has a single exon. The record is from RefSeq and is a predicted model, not a curated record. Lineage: Eukaryota; Fungi; Ascomycota; Sordariomycetes; Hypocreales; Nectriaceae.
GUCACUCUCUUUUACUCAAUUAUUCGGAAGCGUUAUUCACGCUCCAGUCACUCAUUUACUUUGUUUAUUAAAAAAGAUGCAUUUUUCUAGUUUGAUUCCCGCUUUGGGAGGUCUUGUGGCUGUUGCCACUGCCUCGCCUCACCUUCUCCCCGGUGUUGGCCUCGGUCUCGAUGUCGAUGUUUCGCUUGGAGGAAAGGGUGCCGAGGCUUCCAAGCCCGUUGACACUACCUCCAAAGGCCUUGACCUAGUUCCCACCAAGGCUCCCGUUAACCAGAAGGGUGGUCUUCCUUCUACCUGCAGCUUGGCCAACAGCUGGGAGAACCAUGUUCUCUUCGACGGUAUCGCUGCUCCUGCUUCUGGCGCUGCUGCCGCCAUUAAGCUUGGUCUUAACCUCCCCAACGCUCAGAUCGAGGGUGAUGCUACUCUUGAGCUUGUGAAGGACUUCCUCCAGGAGCCUCGUGUCCGUAUUGGUCUUGGCGCUAUCAAGGCUUACGUCGAGCUCGACAUCUCUGCUUCCGCCGCUGUCCACGAAUCCAUUGAACUUUUCGCUUCUUCUGCUCUUCAGCUUGAGAUCCCCGGUCUCCUUGAGGCUGAGGCCGGUGCUGCUCUCGCUCUUGACCUUGUCGUCGGUGUCGAUGCUGCUAUUGAUCUGUCCGCUGGUGUCUACCUUGCCUUCGGUGAGGAGGCUUUCGUUGAGGUUUCUCUUAUCACCAAGGAGAUCGUUGACGUCUCCCUUGAGGGUCUUGUUGCCAAGGCUCUCCCCAUUGGCGUCGGUGCCGAGGUCGACCUCUCUGCUGAGGUUUCUCUCACUCUUGGCCUCCGUCUCCGAACUGAGAUCGAUCUUGAGGCCGAGCUUGACAUUCCUGUUCUUGACAUCGAGGCUGGUGCCAAGAUUGCUGUCUGGGUCAGCCUUUUCGAGUACACUGCCGUUCUCAUCGCCACCGACAACUGCGCCGUCUCCGUCGAUGAGCUCAUUGCUCUUACUCUUGGUCUCGCUGUUGAGCUCAACGUUGAGGUCGGCGACAUUCUUGACAUCAGCCUUGCUCCUACUCUAACCAUCACCCUUGCUACUGCUGCUCAGGCCAAGGUUUGCCAGCCUAACCGCGGUACUCCUGGUAACUUCAUUGAGCAGCAAGGUCGCCCUGCUACCACUCACACUCAGGUCGUCUCUCUGUCUACUGUCCCUGCUGGCGGCUCUGACUCUACUAUGGACUCUGCUCUUCCUGAUGCCACUGGUUCUGCUGAUGCCUCUGGCUCCGCUGAUGUUACCGGCUCCGCCACUGCUGAUUCUUCUGACGCCUACCCCGUCCCCGGUGCCACUGGAUCCGAGACUUACCCUGCUGGUGCCGAGACUACCGGUUCUGGCUCAGGUGCUUACCCCAUUCCUGGCUCCGGUUCUGGAUCUGGCGCUUCUGCUGGUGCUGAGACAACCGGCUCUGGAUCUGGUGCCUACCCUGCCGGCCCUGGCUCCUCUUCCGCACUCGCCAAGCCCCAGACCACUGGUUCCGCCGCUGCCAUCGUCCCUGCUCACGGCAACGGCACUGCCACCGGCGAUGUCACCAGCACCGUCACCUCCACCCACGUCUACACCGUGACCAGCUGUGCUGCCUCUGUCAUCAACUGUCCUGCCCGUUACACCCAGAAGGUCGUCACCUCCACCAUCAUCGAGAGCACCUACGUCUGCCCUGCCACCGAGACCGAUGCCGUCCCUGCUACCACCACUGCUCACUCCACCAAGGUCCAUGUUCCCGUCACCACCAUCACUGACACUCUCACCACGAUUGUGCCUUGUAAGACCCGAACUACCAAGACCUUCCACCCUCCUACUACUCCCCCUCCUGCUCCUACCGUCACCAUCGUUGACACCACCACCUACUGCCCUGAGGAGGGAAAGACUGCUCAGCCUUCCAAGGGCCAGUCAACUUUCCAGGUCGUGACCACUGCUUCCCCGAGCACCAAGGCUUAUGAGGUCCCCAGCCACGCUGCUCCUACUACCGAGGGUGAGGAGAAGCCCACUGCUGAGGUUCCUGUCCCUGAGAAGCCCACUGGCGAGGCUCCCGUUCCCGAGAAGCCUACCGCUGGAUACCCUACUCCUGAGAAGCCCACCGGCGGCAAGCCCGUCGCCCCUCCCGCUCACAGCGUCCCUUACCCUCCCAGCAACGGAACUGUCUCCACCCACGUUCCCGUUUACCCAGCUCCUGUUCCUACUACCGCCGUUCCUGUGGUCCCUGCUCCCGUCCCUACCGCUGGAUACGCCCCACCUCCCGCCGUGUCUCAGCCUGGAGUUGUUCCUCCUCCCGCUGCUGAGACUCCUGUCGCCACUCCCGUCGGAACCACCCCUGUUCCCGUCAGUGGUGCCAGCGUGGUUCGCACUGGCUUCAUGCUGGCUCUCCCAGCUGCCCUUGCUUUCUUCAUGUAGAUGAUAAACGGUUAAGAUUACAGGAUCUAUGUAUAACACUUAGGUAACGGGACUUGGAUUAGCAAUAGUUCAUGGUUUCUUUAAUUUUUAAUAUUACUAUGUCAACCAA